CCGGAACCCACUUAUUAGACAGCACAGGAAGUCCAGCUUCCCCCGUCUGUCAGACAUUGUGCACACAGGGAAGCCCGCCUGCUGUGACUAGUAACCUCUCGCUUCACUUUCUCCUCAACAACUUCAAAGUCUCCUGAGACUUGCACACUACACCCUUCCUCUCUCUGGAGCCAGCGGGUGGGGACUUCACCAAUGAGAAUGCAAGUUUCGCAGAGUGGCAGCUCACUUAUCCAAUCGGUGCGCUGAGAAGGCUUUCCUUUAGCAGUCCAUGCUUGUAGAGCGGAACGCUAAGUGCGUUUGGGGCUUGUUAUGUUUUCUGCAUAAGAAGAGAGCGGGGCCGAGCAGUGGAGAGGACACACGGCUGCCAGAUCAUCUUUGUGUAAACAUACCUAAGUGUCAGUGACCGAUGUGCUCAUGUGAGUAUACUGGAUGUGACCGAGACUGGCUUCACCGCUUAUGGAGUUUUUUGUUGUAAUGUGGAGAAACUGUAAAUGAUGAACCUCAUUGGAGCUGGAGAUUAACAAUGACCAGUAUGGUAGAACUUGAAGAAACUAUUAAGAAGCUUGUUGUACGACUCAAAAAUGUGGAAGAGGGAAAACAGAUUGACACCCUUGUCCAAAUAUUGGAAGAUUUACAUAGUUCAACCUUUUGUCUAGGUGCAUCGGAAAUAUGCAGUCGCAUAAAUGUUCAUUCACCUCUGCUGCUUGUACUGGACUCUUAUAUGAAAGUCUCUGCUGUACAAAAGGUGGGCUGGUCUCUCCUGUGCAGGUUGAUAGACAUUUGUCCACAAACUUUGCAUAGCUUACAUACUCCUCUGGAUCUUGGACAUGAAUGGGAAGUGCUUGGUGUCCAUCAGCAAAUUCUGAAAAUCCUAUCCAUUUAUGUUACAAAUCUUAGUGUCUUGACAAUCGGAUUGAAAGUUUUAACUACUAUACUUGCUUCAGAUGUGAUACAUUUUUUAGUUUUGGAUCAUGAUGCGGACAUUUUUAUGCUUAUAUUUGAUGCGAUGAAAAUGUUCUUUGAUAAAGAAGAAAUUCAAAUAUAUGGAUGUCAAGCAUUAUACCUCCUUCUAGUAAAAGUUACAGAUGAACAACUGACAGAGUUCGUUGAGAGCAAAGAUCAUUUAAUAAUCUUGAAAGUGCUGGCAGAAUUUAAGGAUACAGAAUGUGUUACUUUGCCAGCUUUGCGCGUAUUGCUUCCAUUGGCUGGACCCUCUAGCAAUGUGGAAUUACUUAUGUCUGGUAAUGUAAGAUGCUACAAUAUCAUAAUGGAAGCUAUGAAGACCUUUCCAAACAGUGAAAAAGUUCAAGAAGUGUGCUGUUGUUUAUUUCAGAAACUUACAUUUGGAAGCUUCUUCAAUAUUCUGGUUCUAAAUGAAGCUCAUGAAGUCAUCAUAAAGGCACUGACCAACUAUCCUGCAAAUCCAAAACUGCAGGCAGCUGCUUUAUCCUGCUUGGCUCUUCUUACUGAAACUAUUUUUCUGAACAAGGAUUUGGAGGAUAGAGAAGAUUUGGAGGAUGCUAAAGGACAGCUUUAUUGGUUUGAAGCUUCCUAUAAAGCUUUAAAGCUGCACAAAAAGAACACAGAUGUACAGGAAGCUGCAUGCUGGGCUCUGAACAAUCUGUUUAUGUACCAUCCUGAGCUUCACAAUAACAUCGGGGAUGAACAACAUCAGUACCCUGUACAUACAGAGGUGAUGUUGUCCAUGCUAAUGCAUUCUUCUUCCAAGGAAGUAUUCCAUGCGUCUUCAACCGCAUUGGCCACCCUUUCUGACCAUAAUGCAUUUAUUAAAAAAACUUUAUUGGAGAAGGGUGUUCAUAUAAAUGUGCUUGAAAUUAUGAAAAAACAUCUUGAUUCACCAGAAGCAACUGAGAGCGCCUGCAGAGUAUUACUUCAUCUCUUCAGCGAAAGCUCUUUUAAUUUAGAUGUAAUGACUGUGACUAUGACAUGUCUGAAUAAUGCAAUGAAGCAGCACAAGAAAGUGGCAUGUGUUCAGCUGAUGGCUCUGCGACUGAUGCUGCAGAUCAUGUUUAAUGAAAACAUGUUUGAUGUACCAAAUGAUGCCGUGAAUGCAAAAGAAACUGCUUGUCUGAAUCUCCCAGUUAAAGUGAUCAAAAACCAGUGUCUACUAGAAAGAACGCACACGUUAAUUUUAGAAGCUCUCAACAAAUUUAUUGGCAAUCCUGCUAUACAGGAAAGUGGUUUUAAGGUUCUGAGUUGCCUAUCAGAAUGCUCAGGAGCACUGCAAUUGCUUUCAGAGCAGGGAGCUAUUGAUACCAUUUUACAUACCAUACAGAUGUACCCAGGAAAUCAAGAAAUCCAGUGCUUUGGUUUCUAUCUCUUGUCCUAUCUGGUUACAAGAAAGAACUUGUGUAUAGCUACAAUGCACCUUUUAUCAAGUCAUCUGGUUUCCACAUUACAGAGGUACAAGGAUGUUGUGAGGAUUCAAGAGGAGGGAUUUCGGACAGCCAUAACACUGAUAAAGUUGUCACAUAGCUUUGCAAAGCUUUUGGAUCUAGAAGAGUUUGACACUGUGCUUUUCUAUCAGAUUUCCCUGUGCUUGGCAAACAGACGGAGUCAGAAAUUGCAGACUUUGUGUUAUCAAUGUUUUGCUGAAAUGACUUUGGAAGAAGACUUGAAAAACAAUUUGCUUGUAAAGGCGUGUGCUGAAAAUCAUUUAGCCAUAGCUGAAAGCUUGCUUUUGUUGGGGGCAGAUGUGAACAAAAAGACAAAACAUACAUCACUGAUCAUUCAGGCUUGUGAAAAAGGUACCAAUCCUAAAAUGGUUGAACUGUUGUUAAAUCACGGAGUCCGUGAGCAGGAUGUACAGAAAGCCCUUCAGAUCAGCAUUAAAAAUUGCAAUAAUGAGAAUAUAAGCUUACUGUUAAAAAAGCUUGGCUUAGAUGUGGCCAAUAACAGCAUUUGCCUGGGAGGUUUCCAUCUGGGAAAGAUUGAACCAUCAUGGCUUCAUCCACUGUUUUUAGAAAAACAACCAACACUCAAACAGACUUCUAUAGAUCAAGAAGGGAAAGCAGACUUGGCGCCAGUUUUAGCAAGGAAGGUUUUACGCUAUUAUGGCUGCACAUCUCCAGAUUUGAGUUCUGUAGAAGACAUGCUUGAUAAAAGUGAUGAUUCAUUCCUUCAGGAUGGUUUUGAAGAUGUAUUUGCCUGCAGUGAUGACCUAGACAGUGAAGGUAGCGAUGGGAUGCUUCCAGUGAAAAAAUCUCACUCAUUUGUCAAUCUUGACAUUCACAAGGAAAAUUCAAAACUGAAUCACAUACCAUCAGGGCAAAGACAAACUAACUCAUUGGGUGCAUUUGGAGACGAACCUGUUAUAUGUCGCAGAAAAGAUUUUGUAAGCCUCGAUUAUCCAAGUUUAGCGCUGAGGUUUCCAUUACACAUGAAGCGAACUGAUAGCGCCUCUUCACUGACAGAAAAAGAGCACAUUAGAUCCCUAGAUCUGUCUGCAAAUGACCUGGAAAACAUAGGAUUAAUAAAUAAAAAGUCUCUUCUUGUAAAUCAUUUGGAACGCCUUGAGAAAAUUGAGCUUCAGCAGAACAGAUUAACAUCCGUGCCAAAGUCUCUUUGUGAGGCUUUAAAGUCUUUGACUUACUUGGACUUGCGUAAUAAUGGCUUCAAAUCGUUCCCUACCUGUGUUCUGGAGAUGAGCAGUAUUGCAUUCCUUGACAUAUCAAGAAAUGAAAUUGGUCCUUCCUUUGACUUGAACACAAGUGCCGUUUGUCUGACCUUGAAGCAUCUUAACCUUUCAUACAACCAGCUGAAAAGUUUUCCUGUUUGUUUAGGAAAUGUUACUCAAAGGCUUGAAGAGCUAGUGCUAGAAGGAAACCGCAUUUCUGAAAUCUGUAUGCCACUCUGCUUGCCUGAGCUACGAACUCUGAAUUUGAAUAAAAACAUAAUAUCUUCUCUUUCCUGUGAUUUUCUUCAUGACUGUGCAAAGCUAGAAGUCUUUAGUGCUACAACAAAUCAGCUUGCUGAUCUGCCCUGUAUGCCUUCGAAGUUAACAACAUUAAGGUUAUCUCAUAAUAAAUUUGCAGUUGUACCCAAAGAGAUCCUUCAGCUUUCACACUUACGAACAGUGGAUUUAAGCAGUAAUCGUAUAGAAAAUCUACCAAGCCCAUUAGAGUGGGCUUCAUUGAAUUUACGGGAAGUUAUCUUGAACUACAAUCAGAUUUCCAUCUUAAAUCUGGACUGCAAAAAUCCAAGCAGAUGGUCAAGGCUGGAGAAACUGCAGCUAUCUCACAAUAAACUCAAAGAGAUCCCCCCUGAAAUUGGAUUUCUUAUAAACAUCACAUGCUUUGAUGUGAGCCACAAUCCAGACUUGAGAUCAUUUCCAGAUGAAAUGGGAAAGCUUUCUAAAGCUUGGGAUCUUUCACUAGAGGGUUUAAAUCUGGACUUUGACUUGAAACAUAUAGGCUGCAAGGCCAAAGACCUAAUUAGAUUUCUUCAGCAGCGCUUGAAAAAGGCAGGUCCUUAUAAUCGUAUGAAGCUGUUGAUCAUGGGAAACACAGGAUGUGGAAAAACAACACUAGUUCAGCAACUAAUGAAAGAGAAGCGCCCAGGAAAAGGACCUGAAAAGGCCACUAUUGGAAUAGAUGUAAAGGAUUGGCCCAUUUUGAUCAGAGGGAAAGUUAAAAAGGAAAUUACACUGAAUGUGUGGGACUUUGCAGGUCAGGAGGAGUUUUACAGCACUCAUCCACACUUUAUGACGCCACGUGCUUUAUAUCUUGUGGUUUAUGAUCUCAGUAAAGGAGCAUCAGAAGUUGAUGCUAUAAAACCAUGGCUUUUCAACAUAAAGGCUCGUGCUUCAUCUUCUCCUGUUAUUCUUGUGGGAACACACCUAGAUGUUUCAGAUGAAAAACAGCGAAAAGCCUGCAUAAACAAAAUAAAAGUGGAACUAUGUAACCAACGGGAGCUUCCCUCUGUGCAAGAUUAUCACUUUGUGGAUGCUACUGAAGAUUCAGAUGCUUUGGUGAAGCUUAGGAAGUCUAUCAUCAAAGAAUGUUUAAACUUCAAAAUCAGAGACCAGCCAGUUCUGGGACAGCUUAUUCCAGACAGUUACCUUGAACUUGAGAAGAGAAUACUUAUUGAACGAAAGAAUGCCCCCGCUGCAUUCCCUGUAGUCAGCCGCAAAAGGAUGUUGGAAAUCGUAGAGGAAAACCAGUUGCAUUUGGAUGAAAAUGAACUUCCACAUGCAGUUCAUUUUUUAAAUGAGUCUGGGGUGUUAUUGCAUUUUGAGGACCCUGCUCUUCAACUUCAAGACCUUUAUUUUGUGGACCCUCAGUGGCUUUGUAAAAUUAUGGCACAGAUUUUGACCGUUAAAGUUGAUGGGCGUCAGAAAUAUCCUAAAGGAAUUAUUAAUUGUGUAGAUGUGGAGAAAUUUCUUUCCAAUAAAAGAAAGUUUCCGAAAAAUUACAUGUCUCAGUACUUUAAGCUGUUGGAAAAGUUCCAGAUUGCUUUACCCCUUGGUGAAGACCAGCUUCUCAUUCCAAGCAGUUUAUCAGAUCACCGGCCUGUAAUAGAAUUGCCUCAUUGUGAAAAUUCGGAAAUCAUCAUACGACUGUAUGAGAUGUCAUACUUUCCUAUGGGCUUUUGGUCUAGGCUCAUUACCAGACUUCUUGAAGUGUCCUCAUACAUGUUGUGUGGCAGAGAACGAGCACAGCGUCCCAACAGAAUGUAUUGGAGACAGGGUAUCUAUCUGAAUUGGUCACCAGAAGCCUACUGCUUAGUUGAGUCUGCAAGUCUAAACAGCAGUCCAAACAGUUUUCUAAAAAUCACUGUUCCAUCUGGCAGGAAAGGUUGCAUUUUACUGGGACACGUCGUGGAUCAUAUUGAUUCUCUUAUGGAGGAAUGGUUUCCAGGUUUGCUGGAAACGGAUAUUUCUGGAGAAUGUGAUACAUUGCUGAAAAAAUGGGCAUUGUACAGCUUUGAUGAUGCCCAAGAGCACAAAAAAAUUCUACUAUCUGAUCUUCAAGCAAAAGCUGAGGAAGGAGACUUGCUAGUAAAUCCUGAAGAUCUCAGGUCUACAAUUCCUAUUUCUCAGAUUGCGCCUGACCUUGUUUUGGCUGAUUUGCCCAGAAAUAUUAUGUUAAACAGCGAGGAGUUGAAAUUUGAGCAAUCUGCUGAGUUUUUACUGGGUGAUGGAGGUUUUGGAUCUGUUUAUAGAGCUGUAUAUAAAGGCAAAGAUGUGGCUGUUAAAAUUUUUAACAAGCAUACGUCCCCAAGACUCUUGAGACAGGAACUGACAGUACUUAGUCAACUCCAUCACCCAAGCUUGGUAUGUUUGCUGGCGGCUGGUGUUCGACCUAGAAUGUUGGUGAUGGAACUUGCGUCCAAAGGUUCCCUUGACCGUAUGCUACAACAAGACAGUGGUUGCCUAACCAGAACUCUUCAGCACCGGAUAGCUGUCCAUGUAGCUGAUGGGCUGAGGUAUCUUCAUUCAGCAAUGAUAAUCUAUCGGGAUUUGAAGCCUCACAAUGUUCUGCUGUUCACUUUGUAUCCAAACUCUGCUGUUAUUGCAAAGAUUGCAGAUUAUGGCAUUGCACAAUACUGUUGCAGAAUGGGAAUUAAAACCUCAGAAGGCACUCCUGGAUUCCGAGCUCCUGAAGUUGCCAGAGGAAAUGUAAUUUACAACCAGCAGGCUGAUGUAUAUUCUUUUGGGCUGUUGCUUUAUGACAUCUUGACAAGUGGAGCAAGAAUGGUUGAAGGACUAAAGUUUCCAAAUGAAUUUGAUGAGCUUGCAAUCAAUGGAAAGUUGCCUGAUCCAGUCAAAGAGUAUAAUUGCCCACCCUGGCCAGAAGUUGAAGUUUUGAUUAAGAAAUGCUUGAAGGAAAAUCCUCAAGAACGUCCCACAUCUGCUAAGGUUUAUGAAAUUUUAAAUUCUUCAGAACUUCUUUGUUUGAUGAGGAACCUCGUGGUACCAAGCCAUCUUACAGCUGAAUGCAUUGUAACGACAAGUCCUCGUGUCAGGAAUCCCACUGUUUGGGUCGGAAGCGGCAGCACCGAUAAGGGACAGAUUUCCUCCUUGAAUUUAGUUAAAGGUGGACACACUUGUGAGGACUUUUCGGACAGCAGAAUCCUGUGUCUUGCACUUGUGACCCUACCUGGUGAGAGAGAACAGUGGAUUCUGGCAGGGACGCAGUCUGGUGAAAUAGUGUCUAUGCUAACUGAAGAUCUCCAAACAAAACACUGCAUUCAGAAAAUGCCUGAUUCCAUUACUUGCUUGUUGUUUUGCUGUGUUGUGAAGCAGAGCCAGAAAAAAUACUUUCUGUUUGUUGGUACAGCAAAUGGCCUUAUCACAGUGUUUGAUGACGCUGCAGUGAAGUGUCAAGAUGUGAGUCCCGUGAAGGUACUUAAUGUUGGAGAUAUCAGCACUCCAGUGAUGUGCCUAUGUGAAUCUACAUAUUCAUCUGAAAAGACUGCUGUCUGGGGGAUCUGUGGAACAAAGAUCUUGUCUCUUUCCUGUGAUUUUACUAUUCAAAAGACUAUUGAAACAAAAACUGCUGCAUUAUUUUCUAAUGGAUCCUUAAAUGACUCAAACAUAACUUCUUUUGCAAUUGACAAAUACAUCUAUGUAGCAAAAAAAUACAGUCCUCAUGUGGAAAUUUGGGAUAAGAAGUCAGAAAAACUAUCUGGAGUACUAGACUGCGCUCUUUUUCUCAAAGAGGAAAUUGUAAAACAGAGAAAACUGAAGAAGGAAGAUUCUUACACUGCACGAGUAAAAGCUUUAUUUCUGCAGAAGAAUACUGCUCUGUGGGUGGGGACUGGAGGAGGACACAUUCUUCUCAUUGACUUGUCAACACGGCGCCCACUAAAAAUCAUUUCUAGUUUCUGUGACUCUAUCCGAUCCAUGAUUCCCGCCCAGCUAGAUAAAGGAAGUGUUAAAAAUGUUGUACUAAUUUUGGGAUGCCGCUGCACACCACAAAAAGAAAUACAAUCUUUUCUUUCUGUAUGGGAUACAAACCUCCCACACGAGGUUCAACACCUUAAGAAACACAAUGAAAUUAGACAAGAGCUGGCAGAAAAAGCACGGGGGUCGUCUCUAGACUUGUAAUUGGAGGAUCAUUGCAACAUGAAGAAACACAGAUUGCAGAACAGAUGUGGAAACCAAACUCACUCAUUGAUAUCUUUGAAGAAAAUUGAUGUACUAAAAAAAAUUACGAUGCAUGCAAUUUUAAACUAAUUGGGACUCCUUUCGCAUUAGUGCUUCUCCAAAGUUGCAUGACUUUACAUUCUUUAAAUCAGUCACAUCAAAAGUCGCACCUUUCCAAAGUUGCUGCGACAUUAAGUAGCACUGAUUUGAACAGGUGGAAUUGAAAAGAAUGCUGUGCCAUUUUGUCUUGUAACUUUGAUGUCCAAAGUCACAUGACAAAUCGCUUGUUUCCCUAAUGAAUUUAUGCAAAGUAGCCAAUAUUUGAUUGUUUUCAGUGCAAUUUGGAUGCAUAGAUAAUACAAAUCACACAUUAUGCAUUUGCUAUAUAUAUAUAUAUAUAUAUUGGUAUUUUAUUUAUUUUGAUCCUUAAUGGGCGUUCCCAAAAAUUAAAGGGAACCUUUGUAAACUAAUCUCAUAUGCGGAAACAUUAAUGCUUGUGGAUGUGUUAAAGGAGAAGUAUGUUUUUUUUCUUUUAGUUUUAUACUUACCUCGGUGGAUGGAGCAUCA
Molecule: messenger RNA, 8677 nt
Organism: Rana temporaria (common frog)
Lineage: Eukaryota; Metazoa; Chordata; Amphibia; Anura; Ranidae
Gene: LRRK2
Product: leucine rich repeat kinase 2
Exons: 54
Coding region: 524-8071 (2515 amino acids)
Biological process (GO): protein phosphorylation
Molecular function (GO): protein binding; protein kinase activity; ATP binding
Source: RefSeq, a predicted model, not a curated record